UCCAUUCAGCACCAGGGCCCAGAGUGGAGGCCCCAGGGGGCCCUGGACUGAGCCAAUGAGGACGCUACUGGCCAUCCUGGCUGUGGGAACCCUGGCCGCCCACCGAACUGACGACCGCCCGGCUCUCCUUCAACACGUGAAAUUCCAGUCCAGCAACUUUGAAAACAUCCUCGAGUGGGAAGGCGGCCCGGAGAGCACCGCGGACACCACCUACAGCGUGGAGUACAAGACGUACGGAGAGAGUGAGUGGCUGGCAAAGAAGGGCUGCCAGGGCAUCACCCGCAAGUCCUGCAACCUGACCCUGGAGACAGGCAACCUCACGGAGCUCUACUACGCCAGGGUCACGGCCGUGCAUCCCGGAGUCCAGGAGGCCAGCAAGACAACCGAGAGGUUCAGCUCCCUGCAGCACACUACCAUCAAACCACCGGAUGUGACCUGUGUCCCCAAAGUAAGAUCCAUUCAGAUGAUCAUCCACCCGACUCCCACACCCAUCCUGGCAGGAGAUGGCCACCAGAAAACCCUGGAGGAGAUUUUCCAGGACCUGGUCUACCGCCUGGAGCUCCAUGUCAACCACACCUACAAAAUGGUAAAUCACCUUGGAGGAAAGCAGAGAGAGUACGAAUUCGUUGGCCUGACCCCUGAAACAGAGUUCCUUGGAACCAUCACGAUUUCCAUUCCCACCUGGUCCAAGGAGAGCGCCCCCUAUGUGUGCAGAGUGAAGACACUGCCUGACUGGACAUGGACCUACUCAUUCUCAGGCGCCAUCCUCUUCUCCAUGGGCUUCCUUGUCGCCAUGCUCUGCUACCUGAGCUAUAGAUACAUCACCAAGCCGCCUGCACCUCCCAGCUCCCUGGAUGUCCAGCGAGUCCUGACCUUCCAGCCUCUGCGCUUCAUCCAGGAGCAUGUGCUGAUCCCUAUCUCUGACCUCAGCAGCCCCAGCAGCCUGGCCCAGCCCAUCCAGUACUCCCAGGUCAUGGUCUCCAGCCCCAGAGAGCCCCCAGGGGCGGCACAGCUGCAUGGCCUGCCAGAGAUGGCCUACUUGGGGCAGCCAGAUGUCUCCAUCUUCCGGCCCUCCAACCUACCAUCUCCUCCAACACCCUCCCCACCCGCCUACACCCCAAAGGCUGUCCCUGAGAUCAGCCCCCCAUCCUAUGCACCUCAGACCACCCCAGAAGCCAAAGCCCCUUUCUAUGCUCCACAGCCCAUCUCUAAGGUCCAGACACCCUCCUACACCCCCCAGGCCGCUCUGGACCCUUGGCCUUCCUCCUAUGGGGUCUGCAUGGAAGAGUCUGGCUUCCCCACUACCACCCUUUCUAGUCCCAGGGCCAGAAAGAUCAGACUGAAGGAUCCACUCCAAAGAGAGGCACCAGCGGGCGGCUGCCUGUCAGGUGACUUUUCUCUACAGGAAAUGACGUCCUUGGCCACAGAGGAACCCCAAGAAGAAAAAUCACUUUCUCAGACUCUGGGGGUUUGCACGGACAUAGUACCUGACCUGGAUACAUUACAUAGUGGGGAACCAGGGACACCCCCCUACCUAAAGGACCCACUGUCCCUCCUCUCUUCAGUCCAGAUUGAAGGCCACCCUGUCUCCCUCCCUUUGCACAGCCCUUCCUUCCCGUGUUCUUCCUUGGACCAGGGCACCAGUCUGCUAGAGUCACUGGUGUGCCCCAAGGAGGAGGGCACAGUGCCCGAGGCCAGGGCCACAUGCCCUGGGGUCUCAGAGCUGGAGCAGCCCUUGGAGGUGGACUCGAUUUUCAAAGGUCUGGCCCUGACUGUGCAGUGGGAGUCCUAAGGGUGGAUGGGCAGGCCUUGGCUUCCUCCUGCCACCCCGGGCAGGCUCUCCUUGGCUGCCAGCCCCAUGCCCAGCCAUGGUGCAUGUGCUCUAGUCCAGCCCAGAAGAAGAGGCAGAGGAAGAGGACACAGGACUGGCCAGGGUGCAUUCCCCUGGGUCCACAAGCAUCGAGAGGAUGAAGAUGGAGGAGCGACAUACCUGCAUGUGCAAAUGACCUGUGCCAAAGCAGCCAGCAGGGAAUGGUGGACAGAGAACAGAGAGGAAUGCAGGGAAACCUCUAGAAGACCGAGAAUGGCUCACCCCAUUCCUGCCAGUUUUGUAAUCUGGCUCAACCGAGAACAAGGUGUUUCCCUCCUCUGAAGGAAGGAGGCUGAGCAGAACCAGGCCAAGCUGCAUUUCUGCCAGGGCUGGAAGAGGCCCUGUGGCAGGCCUAUAGGCAGGGGCGUGGCCAGUGGCUCACUCCCUGUCAGAAACCUAUCUGUGCCACAGACCAGGUUCCCUCCUGGGCCAGAGACUUCACCCCACAACCAAGCCACAGACUAGGCAAGUUUUGCAGGCAUGGCGGAUGUCUCAGACGCAUCCGGAGAUCAAGGUUUGAAAGGAACACAGAAGCCUGAGGACAGGUACUCACGUUGCCACUCCAGAAACAGCUUUGGUUGGGCUCAGCCCAUCAGGGUUCAAAUUCAAGUCUUGCCGUGUGUCAGCUGGGUGACUUCAAGCAAGGGACCCACUGCUCAGAACCUCAGUGCCCGCAUCUGCCAGCUGAACCGCACGGGGGUUGUACGUAGAGAUUGGUGUCUGCGAAGUACUUGUGGUGGCCAGGGCCCAAUAAAUCAUAGCUGUUUGCUGUUGGGAUUUUGUAAUUUGUGCUGACGCACCAGGACUGGCUCCCUGCACUGACAUUCAGCUGCAGGGCCGGACCACCUUGCAGGGGAGGAGCCCCAGAGCAUUCUAGAAAUGGCCCAGACACACUGAUAGCCAGCCUUCUCCUCCAGGUGGUGGGAAGAAGCUAUUUUGGCCAUAGCUAUCUCAAAGGCUUU
This is a messenger RNA of Perognathus longimembris pacificus (Pacific pocket mouse), 2832 nucleotides long. It is a transcript of the gene Il22ra1, whose product is annotated as interleukin 22 receptor subunit alpha 1. NCBI's taxonomy places the organism in Eukaryota, Metazoa, Chordata, Mammalia, Rodentia, Heteromyidae. The record is from RefSeq and is a predicted model, not a curated record. Bases 56 to 1792 code for a protein of 578 amino acids. The transcript has 7 exons. Gene Ontology annotation, molecular function: protein binding.